Molecule: messenger RNA, 1938 nt
Organism: Naegleria lovaniensis
Lineage: Eukaryota; Heterolobosea; Eutetramitea; Acrasida; Naegleriidae
Exons: 2
Coding region: 1-1938 (645 amino acids)
Source: RefSeq, a predicted model, not a curated record
AUGGGAAACAGAGCUGCCAAGUCACCUGUCAUUUGUGAUGAAUUUGAUGAUCAGGGUGAAGCCACUAUUCCAUCUUCUUUUCAUUGGCUAGUCCCACCCGAUCUCUGUUUCUAUAAUAUUUUUUGCUAUUUGCAUUUCAACGAAUUGAUCAUGACCAUUCCGAAAGUUUGUUCUCCAUGGAGACGAGCUCUUAUUAAUAAUUUAAAUGUGUUGCACUUGUAUCCUGAUGUUCAACAAUAUAUAGAUCAAUUGAAUAAUAGUGAAACAAAAGAUUCUAAAACAAAUUUCCAUAACAAGAAUUGUAAUUUUCAAAUGAAUGUUUUCAAAGACUUUUUUCCAUACGUAAGAUAUGUGAUGAAUUUUGUGAAAAGCAAUCAAAUGAAAAUUGAACAUGUUUUUGUGAAUGGAAGUAUUAACAAUGUCAUGUUUUUGACAUUUUCCAAACGCACCAAAGAUCAGAAGAAUGACAUUUUCAAGUCACGAGCAGCCAUCGAAAAACAAAUUUAUCACAACACUAUUGGCCCUUAUUAUUUCAAUUGUUUUACAGAACCAGAAUUUCUCUAUUUUUAUUAUUCGACUCAUGAAGUUAAAGGCGAUUGUUUCAUGCAAUCGUUCGUAAGCACUCGACCUGAAAUAUUUCACGAUUUAUAUCUUGAUUGUGAAUUUACAAAGAAUGUGAAGAAUUUUGUGUUUAAGAGACUGAUUUUUGGAUAUAAUGAAGAUGGAUAUCUACAUGCUCUCUUUUUUCCCAAGUCAACUACAAUGGUCAUGGAAGAAGUUCAAAACAUUGAACAUUCAUACAUGGAUCCAUGUAAAUUUGCUUUUAUCAAAAGUCUUACUCGAUCUGAUUGUGUGAAUGUAAAAUCAUCAUCUGAGAGAGUAACAUUAUCAAAUGUGCCAUUUUUACCAAAUCUAUUUCUACAAUCCAAGCAUGUUGGUUUGAGACAAAUGACACCAGUACAAGUUCAAGCAGGACUAGGUCUGUUACGAAGCAAUGACCGCCCGUCCACAAAACCUCUCUUCACGGAGGCGUCUAGCAAAAUUCCAAAAGUGUCAAAAUUUAGUUUCAGAGCUCUUGAUUGUUUUAGAUAUGGAGUUGCUGAUUUUUUACUUGCAUUUAAAUCAAGCUUGACUUUUGUCAAUCUUGACGGAGUAACAUAUAGUUAUGUGAACACAUUAAUAGAGCGCCUAGAACAGUUGGAAUUAUUGAAACAUUUGAGACUUGGUUUCUAUAAGAAUGGUACGUCACAACAGCACUUCACAGACUUGAUGAAAUGCAUGACCUCUUUAUUCAGAAAAAGAAUUCCUUUAGAAAAUUUAAAGCUUUGUUCGAUGGAUGAUAUCGAAGAAAACGCGCUGCUUGAAUUUGUUCAAUCUGUGAGAGAGACAAGUUGGAAAUCUGUGGCACGAAUCGAAUUUGAAAAUUUUGGAAAAAUUUCACACGCAACCAUGAAAGCCAUUCAAGAUUAUCAUUUGAAUUUGACCAUUACAGAUUUUAUUCAUUCUCCUGACCUUGUGGAUCAGAUACAAUUUCCAACUGUGGAUUAUGAUGACGGCUCUCAUCCUCAAACACGACUUGAACAGAGAUUGAAUUUUUCGAAUUUUACACAACAGCAGUUGACGAGCUGUUUGAGUUGCAGAAUGGUCCUUCCAUUGCAUCAACAUGAAAAACAUUGUCAACUUCACCACCAUCCACGCGAAUUGGAUUACUAUCGUCGUUUAGAGAAAACAAUUGAUUUAAUUAAUUAUGAAAUUGUAUGUCCUGCAUGUGAAGAAACCAUGAAACGGUGUGAAUUUGAAAAACAUGUCGAGCAUGCAUGUUCCAGAACGAAAUUCUUUUUCUACAAUGGACAUUCUCGUUGUGCUUUGGUGUACACAAAAUCCAAGCAUCCACCACCAUACGAUCGAAACAAGAAGCAUGAUCAUGAGGAAUUGUGA